GUGUUCUAACAAGCAGUGGGGGUAUAAAUCUAUUGGAUCUCGGGGGAGGGGGUAAUGUAUAGCUUGACGCAAUUGAUGCCAUUUGCUUACAACACCAUUGGCAUUUGGUUGUCAUUGACGCUGCUACAGUGCUACUGUAGAUGCAUUAGAUGUUAUGGCCAACAACACGACGACGGUGUCAAAAGCAGCCAACAGGACGUGCUGUUGUCGUCCAGUAGACCCAACGCUUCUGGCUUAGCGCUCAAGUCCACCCUCGCCGUGUCAAAGGACUCCAAUGCGUCACAAAAGCCUUCAUUCUGAUGAGUUUGAAUUCGGUCCGGUAGAUAUCCAUAUACAACGAUAAUGGCAGGCUGGCAGUGCUACUUGAUACUUCAGGUUUAGACUUUACUAUUAAUAAUUAAAAUUGUAAUAAUUCUAAGUUAAAACAAAUAGGGCCUUAUCUGGCUAGCAAUAUAGUGGUACUAUUUUGAUUUGAUUAGAGCUCCUUUUUAUUUAUUUGUUUUUUCUUUCUUUUACAUAGCCCCGGUAGAAAGUGUGUUGGGUGAGGUUGGGCUAGGUGCGGUGCAGACGGUGUCGGGGGGUGCAGGGCAGGCGCAAAAGGAAUUACGGAAUUGCCCCAACCAAGGAGGAGACGGAGGGGAGGGCAAGAAGAAGAAGGACGGUGCAGAGGAAAGGAAAGGAUUGGAAUUCCAGGGGCGACGACAUGGCCGCCGUGCAGGGGCAGGGGCAGGGGAAGCUCCUGUACAUUGUGGUGGUCGACGACGAUGGCGCCACCUUCCGCUACACGCGCUCCCUCCUCCACAGCACUCUGCAGCUGAUGGGAUGCAAGCCGCGCCAUGCCUUCGAGAUCAGCGGCAGGGUGUUCGACGAGAUCCGAGGUCACAUGGGCGGUGACAUGGCCAUGGGCGGCGGCGGUGGCGUGCAGCGCUACGAGCUGGCCGCCGACGCGGAAGCCGCCAGCCCCAGGCAGUUCCAGUUCGAGCUCUACAAGCGCCGCACCACCCUUCUCAUCCCUCGCCCGCUCUUCCUCCGCCUCGUCUGCCACGCCCUCGCCCUCUACAAGUAUGUCGCCCCCGACCAGCGCUCUGAUCUCCACCGAGCCUGCAGGAUCCGGGAAAGGAAGGAAUCAGUCACCAUUCUUCUCUGCGGAACCAGCGGCUGCGGCAAGUCUACUCUUUCCACCUUGCUGGGGAGCAGAUUAGGAAUCACUACUGUAGUCUCCACCGAUUCCAUUCGCCACAUGAUGCGGAGCUUUGUUGAAGAGAAACAAAAUCCCCUUCUCUGGGCAUCUACCUAUCAUGCAGGCGAAUGCCUCGACCCAGUAGCGGUCGCUGAUGCUAAAGCUAGGCGCAAAGCCAAAAAACGCUCAGGCAUCUCAACGACCUCAACCAUUGAUUUUGAUAAAACCAGGCCUCUCAAUGACAAACCUGACGGCAAACCAAUUGGGAAGAAGCAGAUGGCCAUAGAAGGCUACAAAGCACAAAGUGAGAUGGUCAUUGAUAGUUUGGAUCGGUUGAUUACUGCCUGGGAGGAUCGCAAGGAAUCAGUUGUUGUUGAGGGUGUUCACCUAAGCCUUAAUUUUGUGAUGGGGCUAAUGAGGAAACAUCCUUCUAUAAUACCUUUUAUGAUCUACAUAUCCGAUGAGGGCAAGCACACCGAGAGGUUUGCCGUACGUGCAAAGUACAUGACACUUGACCCAACAAAAAAUAAGUACGUCAAAUACAUCAGCAACAUUAGAACUAUCCAAGAGUACCUCUGCAGCCGAGCCGACAAGUACCUAGUUCCCAAGGUGAACAACACUAAUGUUGAUCGGAGUGUGGCUUCUAUCCAUGCCACUGUCUUUAGCUGCCUCCGUAGGAGAGCUGCUGGUGAUCAGUUAUAUGACCCUGCUACAAACACAGUGGCAGUUGUAAACGAGGAAUACAAAAACCAAUGUGUGGCCAACUCCAUGAGUUCCAAGGGGAUGUUCAAAUUGAUUCAAAGGUUAGGAUCCUCAAGAAAGCUCAUGGCCAUUGUCAAUGUGGAUGGAUCUGUUUCAAAGGCUUGGCCGGUUGAGUCCAGCAGCGGGGAUGGAAAAGGCGGUUCGGAAAAUGGCAGUAAGAAAUAUGUAGGCGAUCCAAUAUACGGGCCUCUAAAUAUUGGAAGGGCAGAGUCAGUCAAUCUCCAGUUUGGCGCUUUCGGAAUAAGUGCCUGGCCUACUGAUGCAGGCUGUACAAGUCAAGCUGGAAGUGUCAACGAGUCAUGGGACAAUGCUAAUGAAGGCACUGGAAGCCAUGUUCCUUCUUCUUCUGGUUCUCCUAAGAAGUUGGAUGGACAUUGUAAAGAGAUUAAAGAAUCAGCAGCGGCAUCUGGAAGUGAUGAUGACGAAGAAGAAGAAGAAGAAGCGGCUGAUGUUCCACCUAAUUCAGGGAGUGAGGAGGACCUAAGUGAAGAAGACAUAAGGGCGAUCCAUGAGGAGAUGGAAGGUUCCGUCGAUGAAGAUUGCAAUAGGUCUGAUGAGGAAUAUGAUGACCUGGCCAUGCGUGAUUGCAUGGAGAAUGGUUUUUUGACCGACGAUGGUGUUGUUCACACCGUAUUUGAUGGCAACGGACAGAAGCACAGCACAUUGAGAAAGCGUCAAGUUAAUUUGCGUACCCUAUCAAAGAUCGACUUAGACUCUCCUGACACUGCACGCUCUUCUUCUGCUCUUCCUAUUAGCGCAAGCAGCAAGCGAAAUGGCACAAGGAGGUGGAAGCGGUCCUUGAGUGAAUCAUUUCGUUCACGGCCACGGAGUGCUCCAUCUUUAGUGGAAUUGACGCCAAAGCACAAGGGCUCAGCCGUUCCAGAGGUGGCUCCCGACAAGUAGAACUGCAUAUAACCAGGGUAUAUCUGCCUAACUAGUGUUUUGCAGGAGGCCUAGACUUAACAGAUGAAUAACCGAUUUUUUUUUCUUUCUUUCUGGUCUUUAACCCUCAUGCCUUUUUUUUCCUGGACUUGGAGAGGAUGCAGAUAAAAAUUCACACAGCGUGAUUCUUUUGGGAGUUAUGUUUUCUGUUUGCAUAUGCCUAAGCUGUAAAUGAUGAAAAUACAGUAUAUGUACUGUCUGAACCCUCCGAGAUGUAGAGAAGUUUGAGGCAAUGUGUUGUUCUUAUCAAUGCUGCACAUCA
Messenger RNA from Oryza sativa Japonica Group (Japanese rice), 3146 nucleotides. The record is from RefSeq and is a predicted model, not a curated record. NCBI's taxonomy places the organism in Eukaryota, Viridiplantae, Streptophyta, Magnoliopsida, Poales, Poaceae.